This is a messenger RNA of Phytophthora nicotianae INRA-310, 183 nucleotides long. RefSeq lists its product as hypothetical. The transcript has a single exon. Bases 1 to 183 code for a protein of 60 amino acids. NCBI's taxonomy places the organism in Eukaryota, Oomycota, Peronosporomycetes, Peronosporales, Peronosporaceae. The record is from RefSeq and is a predicted model, not a curated record.
AUGGACAUCGAGUUAUUGCUUUCAGAAUGGGAACCUGACGGGAACGAUCUCCACGGGCCACAAGGAGAUGAAAACGACAGCGAAGAUGAAAGCAAAGGCGACGAUGUUGAAUGCGUCGGUAGGGAUGAUGGCACAGCCGGCGGCACGAUGAUCGGGCCUCGAGUCGACCCAGACAUUUUCUGA